AUUUAUUUUCAUUUUUGCGCCUUCUGUGAGAGCCCCCUGGGCUCCCCGGGCUUUCAGGUCCCUGUUUCUUGACGACGACACCCAUAGGCCGGGCUCCGGUUGCUCCGUCUUUUACCGUCGCUCGGUAAUUCCUUGUCUUAAUCCUGGCUCGUGUUUUGCUUUCGCGUUUGGGAUUCUCUUGAGCGUGUUUACUACAAGAUUCAGAUAUGUCCUUCAUAUUUGAUUGGAUUUACAGUGGUUUCAGUAGUGUAUUACAGUUCUUAGGACUGUACAAGAAAUCAGGCAAACUAGUGUUUCUUGGACUGGACAAUGCUGGAAAAACUACACUGCUGCACAUGCUCAAAGACGACAGACUGGGACAACAUGUCCCCACAUUACACCCCACUUCAGAAGAGCUGACAAUUGCUGGUAUGACUUUCACUACAUUUGAUCUGGGUGGGCAUGCUCAAGCUCGCAGGGUGUGGAAGAACUAUCUGCCUGCUAUUAAUGGCAUUGUGUUUUUGGUGGACUGUGCGGAUCAUGAACGAUUGCUUGAAUCUAAAGAAGAACUUGAUUCACUAAUGACAGAUGAAACUAUUGCUAAUGUGCCUAUCCUAAUUCUUGGUAAUAAGAUUGACAGACCUGAAGCCAUCAGUGAAGAGAGGUUACGAGAGACCUUUGGUCUGUAUGGCCAGACAACAGGAAAGGGCAGUGUACCAUUGAAAGAACUGAAUGCAAGGCCACUAGAAGUGUUUAUGUGUAGCGUGCUGAAGAGACAAGGCUAUGGAGAAGGAUUUCGUUGGAUGGCACAGUACAUUGAUUAAUGCCAAAAUCACAUUAGUUCAUUCUGUCCCAUGUUUGAAUAUUAAGUCUGCUCCUUAUUUGAUCACUCAGUGUAUGUAACUUGAAUUUAUUUGACUGUUUAGUUAUAAAAAAAAUAUGUUUUUAGAUAAUUAUAUCACCCAUGCUAAAUUGUGUGAGAACUGAAAAAUUAUUUCGAGCAAGGUUGUAAGUUUAAGUACCACAACAUGUUAGCUUUCUAAUCCCAUACAGCAUUCUGUUGCAACUUUUAAUUUAACAAGUCUCCAGCACCAUUUUUGACAGAAACCUUCCAGUAAAGUAUGUUUGAAUGCACUUUUUAACAGCUAAAAAACUACAGACAUGUGAAAAAUAUUUAAUGCUUAUCAUGUUAAAUUUUUUUAUGUACUUUUUUGAAACUGGUUUUAUAACUUUAGAGUAUAUAACCAUCUUUCAAGGAAUAAUAAAUAAUUAGCUGAUGGAUAAUUGCAUGAUGCCUUACAGUUUUCAAUAAUAUACUUUCUUAUGCAACGUCAUGCAAUAAAUUUAAAUCCAGUUUUUGCCAUCUUUAAUGGAAAAUGUUUCAUUUUAAUGUGUCUUAAUURGUAAGGCUGUCUGAUGAUCUGAAUAUGUAGGAUAUUCUCCAGAAGCAUAGAAGGCUACAAGGUAUUUCCAUUGUAUGUUAAAGAGUAAGGGGGAUCGUUUUUUGUUGCUAGACUACUAAAUUGUAUUUGUGUUAGAGGAUUUUACAUCAAUAGAAGAUAGAGACAUAUGCCCUUAUAACCACCACCUUUAAAAAUACAUAUAAUGUAAAUCAGCUGUGCCAAUGUAAAUCUUCAACUAAUGACAAAAGAGAUUUUGCUCAACUGAUAUCUYGAAUUAAACCCCCGAAAUAACCCGAGAAAUACAGAUUUUACUGAAGAAAUUAAAAAUAGUACUGCACUAAGUAGUCUGUGCUUAAUUUAAUUAGAUUUAGUUCUGCUUGAAGAAUUGACUGUGAAAUUGCCCAUAAACAUUUUAUCACUGUUGCUUAUAAAAAUUUGUCGGCCCAUACUCAAUUGGGUGGUUUCAUUUUUGAUAUUCUGAGCUGGGACAAGAUGGAUUAUUAUCUACAAUUUUGCCCUGAAGUCUAAUCAUAGGCUUCUAUAAUAAUAACUUGGCAGUAGCUGGAGGCCCAAGCGGCCUAUUCCUGGGCUAGAAUUUUGUUAUCUCCAGCACUUAUUUCCAGACUCUUAUGACUGUUCUUUCCCCAUCUUUGAGUGCAGUAGUUGCCUGAGAGGAAAGCAGAUUAUUUUCAAAUGAGCCUUGACUCACAUGUGCAUAUCAGCUUCUUGUCGGUAUUAGGUGACAUUGCCAUGGAGUUGUGGUUUGUGUUUUUGUGUGCUGUAGGAUGUUUUACUCUGUAAUGUAUCUCCUGAAGGUAGGGUUUCACCCCCGGAAUCACCAUUUCACUGAGGUGAGUUUGAGUUUCACUGCAGAGUUUGUUUUGCUUGUGUAAGACUAAGAACUGAUGAAAAUGGUUUGCUGAAUCCCAAGACCAGGACCUCUUUCAUUCACUAUUACARGUCUUUUCCACAGUGCUUUCGCCCUUGUAUUUUCAGUACCCAUGGCAGCAAAUGUCUUGCCUUCAUCAAGAAUUUUCUCUCUUGAUUUACCGAGUUUGGCUUGCAGAUUUAAAGCUCAGAGGCUCACAGGGAAUAGAUGACAUGUAUUCCUUCCCUACAUCUGGACUUGCAUGAUUGAAUAUUGAUGGGCAGCCCCCCCAGUCUUAAAUUGUAGAUAAGUGUAAGAUGAAUAGCACACAAAUUCUAUUUAUAACUGAAAUGUGUUACUGCUCAAACACAUGAAAUUGUUGAACCUAGUUUGUGCAUGGGAAAGUUCCCAAGUGAUGGUUAUGGGAUAGCUUUCUCAAAGGACCAACAUGAGGUAAUUCUUCAUUUAAACGAGAGAUCAGCUGGCAAGUGGCAUUUGUGCUCCAUAAGUCAGAAGUGCAGGUAAGAAGUGGGCAGUUGUCAGUGUCUGGACAUUGUUGUCAGUGUCUGGACAUUGUGCAAGUUCUUGCUUCGUACAGCAGGUAUAUUUGAAGACAUGCCUUUAUUUUUUCUAGGUUUUUCUGGUAAUAAUUAAAAUGCAGUGAGCCUCUAAAUCAACUGAAGGUGUAAACAUUAAAAACACCUCUUAGAGUCAUGCCAUGGUGCAGAGAGCCUUGCCCUGCUCAUGGGAAUGAAGCUGGAAGCAGAGCUGUCCUGCUGGGCCGCUCCAUGCGGGUCACUGCUGCUGGCUGAGCCACGGCGUGGGUGCUGAGGCGGAGCUGGGACCUCCCCUGCCGGUAUUCCAGCCAGCUGGAAUAGCGUUAGUGCAAAGAGAAGAUAGCGAGACAACACGGAGGUGAUAAUGCUUUAAAAGUGUACAUUAAGAGUAAUCCUUAGUGGUAAGGAAGUGCUCAGUUUUCAUGUUUCGUACUGUAAGAUUCUAGUUUAAAUGUGGUGGUUGUAAUAAGGGCAUGAAGAAGUCUGGACCACUUGUUGAUCCAGCUGGGUGUUGUGGUGGCUGCGUUGCAGGAAUAGCUGAUAACCCCCCAGUUGGAAACGAAUAAUCUCACUCUGUUUCACUUGGUUCAGUAGAAGAAACAUCUCCUUCCCUAGGUUGCAUUCUGUUGUGCAUAUGAAUGUGAUGGGUGUUGUGUGUCUUUGUGUGAAGACUUUACUGAUGGAAAGAUAUCCUGAUGAAAUGAGAGCUUUUUCUGGUGGUUUUCAUCCUCCUGCCACCUCCUACCAUCCUAUUC
Molecule: messenger RNA, 3562 nt
Organism: Nothoprocta perdicaria
Lineage: Eukaryota; Metazoa; Chordata; Aves; Tinamiformes; Tinamidae
Gene: SAR1B
Product: secretion associated Ras related GTPase 1B
Exons: 7
Coding region: 207-803 (198 amino acids)
Biological process (GO): membrane organization; intracellular protein transport; vesicle organization
Cellular component (GO): COPII vesicle coat; endoplasmic reticulum exit site
Molecular function (GO): GTPase activity; GTP binding
Source: RefSeq, a predicted model, not a curated record